CCCAUGUUAGACCUUUCGCAACCGGAUUUGACUGUAUGAAAACUGUUAUAGUUGUUAGGGAUUUGUCGCCGAAAAAAGGAGAACACAACGUAGAAAUAUAUCUGUAGUAACUGGACUCGUCGAAGCUUGAGAAAAAGUGCUUUAAAAUGGCAAGAGCCGUGACAUAUGUUGGUUCGAUCACGCUAAUUGUAGUCUUCAUGAUGUACACAUCUCCGGUAGGCCUCGAUUCUUGUUGCAUUACACAACCUUUAUUAAACCAAGCUAGAUUUUACUUAAAGAAAUGUCGGUUUCAUUUCUAUCGGCUGGUAUUGUUAAUAUUACUGUUGGAACGUCAAGUUGUUGAGUUCUGGAACCGCGAUUAAAGGUUGAAGGUGAAGGUCUUUCGUAAUCAUGAACAUGUUGGAGGCGUAUGCUUGCAAAAUCAUUUGUGUACUAGAAAUUUAUCAGCGCUUUUCUGAACUACAAACUAACCUCGGUAAGCUAUCUGAGUGGGAUCUUAGAUGUAUUUGGCAGUUUGUUUUAGCUAGUUUGAUUUUAUUUCAGGUAAAUGGUGACAAGGUUAAGAAUCACACCAAGGGUUAUUGUGUGUGGUACGAUCAAUGUACAACUGGGGACAAGCCGAAGAAUUGCCUUUACAAUGGACCGGCCAAGAAUUUAACCAAUCCAAAGGGUUUGCAGAUAUUGAACAGUUUAUGCCCAGAAUUGAGGGAUCAACCAACUUGUUGUUCAACCAAACAACUGCAAACGUUGGAUAAGAAUUUGCAAACGUUGUUACAACUAACCAGUCGUUGUCCCGCCUGUUGGAACAACAUGAGAAGGCUGUAUUGUCAGCUUACCUGCAGUCAGGAUCAGUCGCUUUUCAUGGAUCCAACUGUGGUGUACCCAUUUAUACCAUCGCCUUCUAUUAAACAAUAUAUCUUGGAAGUUCAAUAUUUUGUUUCACCUCAAUUUAAACAGGGUCUGUUCGACUCCUGCAAAGACGUCACUUUUCCUGGAAACAAUGAGAAGGUUUUGAGCCUCCUUUGUGGUACUACCGACGAGCUGUGCACUCCAGAUAAACUCCUUGGACACAUGGGAAACCCAAACAAUGGAUUUGCUCCAUUCACUCUCGAUUUUCCUGACAAUCUAACUUCAAAUCUCUCAUGGAUGAACCAAACUGUUUUUAAGUGUAACCAGCCAUUUGUGAACCCACAAACAAACAGGACAGCAAGUGUUUGUAGUUGCCAAGACUGUCAGUCCUCCUGCCCUGUACGUCCUACUGUACCACCUAAAGUAAACCCUACUAAGAUUCUUGGAAUGGACCUUCUCUCCUUCAGCCUGCUUGUAGUUUAUUGUUUCUUGCUAAUUUGCCUUGUAAUCAGCUUUUUAUACAAGUUGGUUUUGAGAAAAAGCUACCCCACAGUGCCUGAUCAAUCACAGCGAUACAACAGCACCUACCCUCCAAUAUCAGGAUCCUUGCCGCUAAUGGUGGAUUCUCGACCUGGUUGUUGUGAGCAGUUGGGCAGCAAACUAGAGUCGUUUGUGACCCGAUGGUUCACAAGAUGGGGUGUAUGGUGCAGCUCUCACCCGUUCUAUGUCAUUGUUGGAUGUAUUCUUGUUGUUGGAAUUCUUGCUAGUGGAUUGUUCUAUUUCUCUGUCACUACUGACCCUGUGGAACUGUGGUCUGCUCCAGACAGUACAGCACGCAAACAGAAAGAGCUUUUUGAUAAAAAGUUUAAGCCUUUCUAUCGCACUGAGCAGCUUAUAAUAAGCUCAAGAAAGCCUGUCCCCACAGGCUAUCAUCGCUAUGGAGAUGGAAAGUGGGUUCCCUUUGGACCAAUCUUUCAUCUAGAUUUGCUAAACCAGGUAACAGUAUAACUUGUGGUGUAUAUCAAUAAUGUAGUUUAUUGUACUCUAAUACAAUAUCAAAAGAAGAAUUUACAUGGGUGAUUUGAAAAGGAAAAAAGGGGCAUUGGUAUCCUGUAAUGACUUAAUCCUUUAACUCCCACCAGUGGCUUAAACAGAUUUUCUCCUUACAAGAUAAGUACAUACAAUAUCAAGCAAACAAGUGACAAGGGAAAAGAGAGAUACAGUAUCAAUUAGGCAAUUGUUGGUAGAUCCAGUACAAAAUUAUCCAGACUAAAGCAUUGCUCAAACGGAGAUGAUGGUUUCAAUUAUCACAUGCAUUUGAACACAAACUAUUAUCAAAAAUCAUAAAGUAUCAUGUUGUUUGGACAUGUUGAAAUUCAACAUGAUAGUUGAUGAUAGUUUUUGCCAUUUGAAUGAGUGGAUGUUAGCAAAUGAUAGAUUUGUGUUCAGCAAUUAUGCUAAAAAUGGGCUGAAACCUAAAUAGCAAAUGGUAAAUGACAAAUCGCCACUAAAAUUUCUCAGAGUGUCUUAUAGUUCAUUCUCGUUAUCUUGUGAUAGGCUUCAGUAUCUUUGAUUCACAACUUCUUUGCUAAAAUUACUAAUGCCAUCAAUAUUGCUGACCUCGGUGCGUUUUGUUUACAAUUACGCGAUCUCUUUGCAUAAUUUUGUCAACUAUCAUCAAUUAUUAUGAACUGUUUAAAUGUGAACAUGAUAAGAAGUGAUAGUGAACCAAAGUUAAAACUAUCAUCAGCUAUCAUGACUGUUUGAACAGGGCUUAACAUCACACUGUAUUGAUAUCAUAAAGAGAAAUAAUGUCUGGUUACCAUUGGAGUUAAAUGGUGUAUACUUAACUCAGUUUUCUGUUUGUAUUAGUAUUUGCAAUAUUUAGACAGGCUGACAUAGUUCAACUUUAAAGCUGGUUUAAGUGGGAGCCUAUAAUGACAUGGUCAGACCAUAACACUGGGAGCUACAUGUACAUUCCCUACUCUUUGUGAGAAGUACAUGCAGCAGACUGGGCCUAUGGUGUAUGGUCCUUAUCCAAGAAUACUAGAAUUUCUUUGCUAUAGCAUAGCAAAGGUAGCAGAUUCUCUUAACCACAUAAAGCCAUCAUUUGUAAUAACAACAUAUUUUACUGCUAUACUCAACAAUCAGAAACUGAUAAAAAAAAAGAAAGGGAUUCAACAGUCAUUGUAACAUUUUUAUGUCUAUUUUUAGGCUUUAGAUCUUCAAAACGAAAUUACCAACAUGAGAGUUCACUAUGAAGACGCAAACAUCACAUUGCAAGAUAUCUGCUUCCAGCCUUUGGCCCCUCAGAUUCAAGCUUGUACCAUACAAAGUGUCUUUCAAUAUUUUCAAAACAACAAAACAAGGCUGAACAAGUGCUUAACCAGCUUGGGUCAUAACUGUAAAGAUGAUCCACACGACUUCAGGGAAGGUGACUUUCAUGAUCAUAUACUAGCUUGCACAAAGUAAGUUGUAACUAUUCUUGAAGAGUAAAUUGUUGUGUCAAUUUGAACAAGGCUAAAACCUGAAGUCAGCACAGCUGCACCACUAUUAGUAUGUUGCAGGGUAGUCGUACAAAGGUGCAAUAGGUCUAUGAUCUAAACUGUGCUGGUGGCUGAAUGUAAUUUUGCUUGCACAGUGAGAACAAAUUUUUCCUUUGUAACAUAUGUGUUUGCUCUCUUCAAGGCAGUUCAAGAUGUUGGUAUUAGAUUCUUAUUUUCAGUGUUUGAUCAAAAUUCUCCAAAUAAGCCAGCAUAAAUUGGUCUAAUAGCUCUGUUGUCUACUGCUUUCUAAUGACAACUCGCUAUGUUGUCAUCCCUACAUGUAGGGAUGUUUCUAGGAAAAUGGAAUGUGUUUAUGUACAAUCUGCUGGCUUUUUUCUCACCCUCCCCUCCCUCUCCACACUUUUUGUCAUUCAGUUUUUCAUCCCGCACACCAGUCAAAGGUGUCAGUAGGUGGUGCCUAUGCCGCAGUGACCUCCUUACAGCUGAAGGGAUUGCUGCCUUCCUUUCGCUACUUAACCCUUCAACUCCCAUGAGUGACCAUAACAGAAUUUCUCCUUACAAUAUCAAUACAAUAUCAAGCAGAUAAGUGAUGAGAAUAAAGAAAAAUAUCAAUUUGGGGAUAAGUAGUUGAUCCAAUACAAAAUUCUCUGAACUAACAUCAUAAGAAUUGUAUGGUUGGCAGUAAGGAGAAAUACAAAUUUGAUCUGGGAGUUAAAGGGUUUAAGUACAUGUCUGGUUAUUUGUCUCACAUAGCACUCACUCCAGAUGUGGUCUCUAUCUUAUUAGUAUAAUAUAGACACGGGUGAAUAGUCCUUUUCUUGCUUGCUGAUUGGCUAGUUCAGAAGUGAUUAGCAAGUACUGUUCAACUCAAAGCAGCUGAAGAGACAAAAUCUUGCAUCAACUUAAAUUUCAGAACACUUUUUAAGUUUAUUUACAGAUCAAACUAAAUUAUUUUGGUUUCUGUGUGAGAUAUACUAAGAAAAUUAUUCACCUACAUGUUAGCAAAAGUGGUGGAUAUUUACCCAGCUGUUUUGCUGCUCGGUAAAUAUCCAUCACUAUUGACCUCUACUUGGGUGCAUAGUUGUUGAACAUGUGACUUCAUAACCUCCUUAAAUAAAUGUUCUUCUUUACUUGUGUACUGACCAAAUUGAAUAACUGUAAACUUUUUCUUACACUGCUAACAUUUCCCUUUUUUAGUUCGCCCACAUCUGAGAAUGAACCUAAGUUGAAAGAACCAUGCUUGGGUGCUUAUGGUGGACCUGUGAACCCCAACAUUGCGUUAGGAGGCUUCCAUAAUGGUGCCUAUGAAAAUGCCACAGCCUUGAUCAUAACCUUCGUUGUGAAUAACUUCAAAGAGAAGAGCAAGCUAUCCAAAGCAAUGGCAUGGGAAAAACAUUUCUUAGAUUUCAUGCACAGAUACACGCAUAACAAGUCCAAUAACAAUCUUACUAUAAGUUACUCUGCUGAGCGUAGCAUUCAAGAUGAGCUGGACCGUGAGAGCAACACUGAUAUUUUUACCAUACUGGCCAGCUAUAUGAUCAUGUUUAUAUAUAUCACUAUAGCUCUGGGACAGUUCAAGAGUUGUGACAGAAUUUUGGUAAGCUAAUAUUUUCAAGGGUCUGAAACUAAUUUUGUUGAAUGAUUGAAAAUACAAAAUAGAACUUACCAGUAAGAUCACUCAAUAAUUAAUUUUGUGUAUUUUUUGAUUCAUACAUGUAUCCUGUAUAUGUUGUCAUUACAUAUUAAUUUUUUUGCCUGUGGUUUGAAUAUUCUAUAGUGGAUUCAAUUUUGUGGGUCUUAAAUUUCAUGAUGUUUUCUCCCCAGAUUGACUCCAAAUUUACCCUUGGAUUCAGUGGCAUCUUGGUAGUGUUAUUCUCGGUUCUUUCUUCAGUUGGCUUUUGGAGUUUUGUUCGUGAGCCAGCAACUCUCAUUAUCAUUGAAGUGGUGCCAUUCCUUGUGUUAGCAGUGGGUGUGGACAACAUCUUCAUUCUUGUGCAGGCAUAUCAGCGCCAGGAUCAACAUGCAGAAGGGGAUGUACCUCAUAAAAUUGGGCGUGUUUUGGGUGAAGUAGCACCAAGUAUGCUCUUAACCUCUUUAUCGGAGUCUGUUGCAUUCGCAAUAGGUGAGUAUUAUUUAACUUUGAUUGUCAAUGACUUUGAGAUCAAACAUGUCCAUAUUCUCAGAAUUUACAAUGAAUUUUGAAGAUUACUUGUGUUGCAGUGUACUUUAUGUUUAAAAUAAUUCCAAAGCAAUAAUUCAGAGGUCCAAAUGGCUACUGAUUACAGCACUGAUGGCUGUGGUCGUUAAAGAGGCUGUACAAAGUUAAAGCAAGCAAGUGAAGUUUGAAAUACAUGUAGUAGUACUGGCAUUAACUUCUGCUUGUACUGUCCAGUUUUAAUUUUGUUAUGAUUUUUCUCCAGGUGCAAUGUCAACUAUGCCAGCAGUAAGAAUAUUCUCACUUUAUGCAGCAGCAGCUGUUUUCUUUGACUUCUUGCUCCAAGUUACAGCAUUUGUGGCCCUGAUGUCUUUAGAUGCUAAACGCCAAGAGAACAACCGCUUGGAUGUUUUGUGUUGUGUAAAGCAGCCAAAAGAUGACAGCCAAGACCAUAUGAUUUGCGUUUAUACUUUCAUGAAGAACUACUUUGCAGAAGUUUUACUUUCAGACUACAGUAGACCUACAGUGGUGAGGUUCUGAAGUCUUCCAGUUCUAAUUGCAGGGUUUAUUUUAGCAAGUCCAGCAGAACCUGUUCUUCAAUUUUAGGGGGCUCUUUUUCAGUUUGUUAUGAUGCAAAUGAAGCUUGUUUGAGGAUCAUACAUGUAGAAGUGUACUUAAAACAAAGAGGAAGAUCACUCAAAAAUCUGCAUGGAGUCUGAAGCCAGUUUAACUUAAAACCCAUUUUGAACUUCAGUGUACAACUAACUUAUUAUGUGUCCAUUUUUUCAUGAACUAUGCUCUGUAGUUCUGUAAAACUGUUUUGGUGUCUUGUCAUGUGUACAAUUUCCAUUUUUUUGUUGUUGUUUUUGUUGUUUUUUUUUUUAGUAAAAGACCAAUUUUCAUUGUGAUGGCAUUCAUGUGUAAGAGUACGCACACAUCUGUAACUGUAGCAAAUGACUAAGACCAAAUUGAAAUACAUUCAUUUGAUUACAUGCGUGUGUAUAACUUCAUGUUAUGGAAGUUAUUACACAUGCUUGAUGUGUGUGUGAGGGUGCUGCAGUAUCCACAAGUAGUAUUGUAGUUUCUUUUCUUCUGUUACUGCGACAUUAAUUGUAUACUGAUGCUUGUGCACUAUUGUCAAUGUGACUUAUACCAUGUAUGUCAAACUCAGACUUUUUUUUUUCAUUAUAUGCUUGUAAAGAUUGCCCUCUUCACUGGUCUUCUGUUUGCAAGCAUUGCAGCUAUCCCUCACUUAGACAUUGGCCUUGAUCAAGAACUUGCACUGCCCAAGGUAAUGGACAAAAAUGAUUUUUCUUUUUUUUUUUUUUUUUUUUUUUUUUUUGCUUUUGACAAGGAGCAGAUCUUGACCUGAGGAGAAAAUUUAGUGUCUGACUUUAAUCAAAAUGGCAUUUCCACUAUGAAAUAGCAAACGUUUCCGGUGUCCACUUUUUGUGGAUAAUUUUGAAGUGAUUAACAGGUAACUUCUCCCUAUAAUAUCCAUAAAUUCUCCAGCAAACAGGUAAUGAGAAAACUCAAACUUAUCAGGUAGAAGUUUUAAUUUUGAUCUCACACCAAAUUCUUGUAACUAGUUUAAAAGGAAAUUUAGAGCAGCUCAAAGUAAGAACUCUAACAAUCAGAACUUAAGAGUUAAAUGGUUAAAAAGGUACAGUGUAUGUUUCUUUUCCCUCAUAGGAUUCUUACCUCUUGAACUGGUUCGGUGACAUGAAAGAAUAUCUACAUGUUGGUCCACCUGUAUAUUUUGUGGUUAAUGGAGGCUAUGAUUAUGAACAUCCCUCAGGACAAAACAAGAUUUGUGGCUCGGCAGGCUGUGAUUCCUCUUCUUUAGUACAACAAAUCUACAGUGCUUCACUGAUCCCUCAAGAGUAAGUUCUUUAAGAUUUCUCACAGUCCAUAGUACUGAUUAUGAUCAGAGUGCAGUUGAUAUGGGGAACUGUGGGGUUAGUUCUUUUGCAACCAUGUGUAGUGUAUACACAUGUGUAGAUGUACAUGUUCAACCAUAUACUGAAAGUUACAGACAAAUUAUUGUUACUGCAUGCAGUUGAGAUUAUUGUUGUUUUCCAGGACACAAUCAGUCUUCAGCUUUUUUUUUUUUUUUCUGGCAUUUUCUGAGUUCCACAGUAUGUUCAUAAAGGAAUCAGUUGGAAUCCGUUUUCUCAUUAUUAUUAUUGUUAUUAUUAUUAUUAUUAUUAUUAUUAUCAUUAUUAUCAUUAUUAUCAUCAUCAUUAUUCUUUAACCAGAUCCAAGAUAGCUAUGUCAGCAUCUUCUUGGUUAGAUGACUAUUUCAGCUGGAUUGAACCUAACAGGGAGAACUCGUGUUGUCGUAUUAAGUACAAAAGGAACGAGACAUGUUUCCGUACAACAGUAAUGCCACCUAACUCAACUAACACAACAACUCCAGCACCUGCUGUCAUCUGCUAUAAUGAAACAACACCUGUAGUGCCUUACGUCUUCUGUAAUGCAACAGGUGAGUGCUUGCUUUCCUGCAGACAUCAAAGGUUAGGUUGGUUUACAUGUAAGUGAUGUGGCCUGUAAGGCUGAAGUAAAUUUAUUCCACUCUCCAGUUCUCAGGAAAAACGCUUUUACCUCUGACAAUGCCCCUCUCUCCACCCACAAGUUUUUCAGGAAUGCCAACAACCCCUUCCCCCUCCCCCCCUUAACAACCCCUUCCCCCUACCCCCUCCCCCUCUGCCAUUUGAGCUUUUAAAGGUUGGUCUGUUCAAAUUCCUGCCCUGCUGAGCCAAGUUUGUGUUCUAAAAUGCCCAACCAAGUGCCAGAUUGAAUGGUCCGUGUUUUGUUAGAGGCAAAAUCAGUAACCAUGACUUCUUGCAUAUUCAGCAAGCUUUAAAAACCCAGAUGUUGUAAACCUUUUCUUCUGAGCCAUUUACUCAUGAAAGUGGAAAGGAAAUGAUUACCGACUAAAUAUUCUCUUGAUUGAUUAACAAAUUCUCCUGGUCAUCAUUAGAGUAAAUGUAUCAAAAACAGUACGGAGAAUAUGCAUACUGGUGUUAGGGUGUAAAGGGUGAACAUAAACACUCAGCACCAGUCUUUCUUAACCCUUUGCACCCUAACAUCAGUGUGUAUAUUCUCCAUACUGUUCUUUACACAUUUCUUAACUUGAUGACAAGGAGAAUUUGUUUAACAAUCAAGAGCUUCUUUAGUUGGUGAUCAUUUCCUUUAUUCUCAUGACCUUAAUGUGUGACUCAGGGCUGAUAUUUUAGGUUUCUUACUGUCUUUCUGUUCCUGUUCUUUUUUUUUCUUUAGUUGAUGAUGACCUGUGCAAACCAUGCCUGAAUUUAAGCCAAAAGGGUCAGAGACCAACCCCAAAGCAGUUUGAUAAGUUCCUGCCAUUUUAUCUCAAGGACAACCCAGAGACAAAAUGCACCAAAGGGUAAGGAAUUCAAGCUCACCUUAAAAUGAUGUAAAUGGCACCAAGGUUGCUGGCAGCCAUUGAAGAAGAAAUCUACUGUACCUGUACUGUAAUUUAGUAUUGUCAACUGAGUUGAUAAUGUAAAUUGGCCAUCGUAAAAAGCUUCAAAGCUGACAUUUGAGCAUCCAGUUGGUUUCAACUGGUUAAAUAGUCAAACUAACUAAAACAGUUAAACUUCACCAAUUGCGCGAUGUGUCUCAGUUGGUCGAAGAAUUGAAGAAACUCCAGGGGGGUGGGGUAGAAAAAAGGGAAGAGGUGCCUUUGUGUUUAAAAUUCUAGUUAUGUUAGUCUUCUUGGGCUGUAAACUAAGGCACCACAUUAGGAAAAGUUACUGGCGUUUCCUAUUAUGUUAUUUAUCUGUUGGUUGAAAAGAAAAUUGUACGAAUUACGUCUGGUUCUGUAGCCCCUCGAAUUUUGAAAAAAAAUUAUCCCUUGAUCAUAUUUAGAGAGAUCUAUUCUCACCAGUAAGACUCCCCUCCCCCCCUCAGAAAAAAAUAUUUUGCCAUAAAACAAAGCAUAAAUAACUAUGCGGUAAACUUUUACCUGAUAUGUACUGUUGUAUUUUCCUCUCCAGUGGUCAUGCAGCAUAUGGCGACGCUCUCCUGUUUGGUGACAAAAGUGAUAAGUACCCUAUUCAAGGUGAGUAUGCAUUGUAUAUCUGUAUGUUUUGUGGUAAUUCUUGCGUCAGAAUACACUAUUUCACUCCCAAGCCUUGCUGGCAGAUUGGUGAAUUUUUAAGAGGAAAGAGGAAAGUUGAACCAAAACACUGAAAUAAAAAGAAUAUACCCACAUGACAACAAAAAGAGAGGCAAAGGUUCGUUAGAUCUAAAGAUCAAUUCUCCUCGCGGUUUGCUGUUUAAUUCUUACAAUUUUACUUCUGAGAAUUUGGGGUUUAAUAACACAUAAUCCCCUCGUUGAUAUUGCUGUUCCUUCUCCUAGCCUUUUUGGGUGAAAAUGAACUGAUGUUGCUUCUGAUAGUGAAUUAUUCAUACAGUGAGCGUUAUUUGCUUGGCCAUUUUAAGCUGGUAAGAAUCGAAAGAUUGAUCAGUGGUAAAUAAAUGAUCACACUAUGACAAUGACGAUCGACUUUUGUCUUAAAAAAAUGAUAUAAGGACAGAAUUUCUUUUCAUGGUAUUAGGGAAAAGGAAUUCACGUAAAUUCAGAUGAUCUGGGCAAUUUCGAUAUUUGGUAAUUCGAUGUAGCUGUGACAAGACGUUGUUAACUACUGCCACAGUGAAGUUUUCGAAAUCUUGAAAGAAUCGUCUGAAUGGAAGUGCUUUGCGAAUGAAAUUUAACGAUGUACUCCAUUUAAAGAGUAACCACAAUUUUACAUUAGACACUCGAACUUCUUCAUCAUCCAGAAGCACAUGGAAAAAAAAUUUUAUGUUCGGAGGCUCGAGCCCGCGGAAACCAUAAGCUUCCAAAAUGAAAAAAAAAUUAAUAUAAUAGAAUAAAAAUUAAAAAAAACCAAAAGUGAAUUACGGAUCAAUUAUCGAUAUGUUCUUUCCUUGUUUUUUUUCCAGCCUCUUACUUUAUGUCCUACCACAAAAUCCUUAAAACUUCACCAGAGUACACAGCAGCUUUGAAGAGCGCUCGUGAAAUUGCGAAAAACAUCUCGAAGACACUUGGCGUGGAAGUGUUCCCAUACAGGUGAGAAAAACACCAAGUAGAAAGGGCCCAGUUUAAAUAUCAUAAAUUUGAUGAAACACCGCCCCAGAUUAAUCGCUGCGAAUGGGAGCAAAAUUUCAGAAAGAAUGAAAGCUGCUCUUAAACAGAAGCUUGUGGCGUUUAUUGGGAGGGUUUAAGGAAGUUAAGUAUAGAGGAAUGGUUCACCAAUACUUAUCCCACUUUUUACGGGCUAAACAUAGCCGAGCAUGAAUGCCGUCCCUUGUAUAAAUGCUGCAUCUGAGACGUUGUUAAUCAAUAAUUUCCGCGGCUUGACGAGACCAAACAACACCUUCCUAGGAAAUUGCCCCUAUUCCAUAGGAUAUUGUCGCUUGUAUCUUCUUUGUACUGCUUAGCAUGGGACGCUAAAGAACCCACGCGCUUAUCGCAAAGAGUAGGGAAUAUAUCUCCCGGUGUUGUAGUGUGUACUUGUUAGUUAUACAGGCCCACAUUUAAACCAGUCUUAAAGCUGAACUGGGCCAGCCUGUCUUAACACGCAAAUGAAUUUAUAAGCUGUUUAUUUAUUUACCUUUAUUUCAGUGUAUUCUACGUUUUCUACGAACAAUACCUUACGGUUGCGAAUGACACCUGGGAAAAUCUUUUAUGUUGUGCAGGUCAGUUUAUUUAAAGAGUAAGAUUUGGGCAAAUCCUAAGUCGCCAUUUUAAAGUAAAUUUGAAUUGAUUUUCCACGAAAACCUCGAGCAAUAUGAUUGUUAUUCCAGGAGGUUCUUAACUGCAGAUAACGUUAAGUGAUCAUGUUAAUUCUACACGCCACUUGAUGCCGUCAAAUAUUGAUAUUAUAAUAACGCAAAACUGCAAAGCAAACUGCCUAAAGCGUGGGAAAACGCGGGUAACCAAGUCGUGAUUGGUUGAAGUUUUGUAUCUGAUAGUUCAGAGAGUGGUGCGAGUUUUUUGGACCAAUAAAGUGUUGAUUCUGACUACAGUCAAACGAGACAUUCAAUGGAAAAGGUUAUUUAGGAUGAGUCAGUCAGUCUACUAGUAAACGCAUUCUGACAUAAUCUUUACAUGUGCACCCUGAAACUAGGGGUUUUACAAAAAGAACCUGUGCUUAGCCAGAUACCAACACCACUAGAAUAUUACAUUUGUCAUUGUUUUUUUUUAGCUGCCAUCUUUGUGGUGACCUUCCUUCUCUUGGGAUUCAAUCUGAGCAUAGCGUUGAUAGUAACCUUUACAGUGGCUAUCAUCAUUGUCAAUUUGAUGGGUCUGAUGUACAUAUGGAACAUUUCUCUAAAUGCCGUCUCGCUUGUCAAUCUUGUAAUGGUAUGUAUGAUGACCUGGGGAUUAAUGUUUAAAUACAGCGGUUAAACGUAAGACGUGCGCAAAUGGGCCAAUGUCAGCCAGACGCAUGCCAAUACCCGCGCAAAACUUAAAACGAAAAUUAUCGAAAGAAAGGUUUUCACGCAAAAUUUACGAAGAUAAAUUGCAACGUUGGUACAAAUCUACAGAAGCAUUACAUUAAUUUCAAAAGGUAUACGCAUUCUAUCUCACUGUGACUUGACGGUUUGGGCAAAAAAUACGGUAUCUGUGAUAUUAGGAGGCAUUAUUACGAAUAUGCAAGGUCCUAUUGUUAGUUGAUGUGAUACUUGUACUUUGCUCAAAAGUGAAGUAGUGAAGCAGUGAUAAAACCCCAAAAUAAAAAUUCUUGAUAUCAGACCAUCUCGGUGAUAGUUAGUUUUGUUUGGACGAAGUGUGUUUUGUUUUACCAUAUACUGGAUGACAAACCAUAGUCUCUCACAGCUUAUAUGAUAACCCAGACAAUUAUGUUUUCCUCGCAGGCUGUUGGUAUUUCAGUAGAGUUCUGCUCCCACAUUGCGCGGGCUUUUACCGUCAAUGCACAACCAUCAAGAGUAGAAAGAGCCAAAGAAGCUCUAGCAAAAAUGGGCAGCUCAGUAAGUCAGCUAUGGUUUGCAUAACUUUGUAACAUCUUCAUUUAAGCCAACCUAAAUACAGAGCCGGUUGAAUACAAGAGGUCUAUCCCAAAUCAUGGUUUUUACGCAAUCAGUGCGCCUCAGGCUUUCUAUAGAAGAGGGUUAUUUAAUCUGGAUUCCUCGACAGUCAUCUUCGGUUUUGUGGCAGCCAGCCUUAGUGACCAGGCCUUGGAGAUUUGGCAGCUUGCACGUGAAUUGUAUAUAUUAUCGUAUAUUGAAAUGUAAUUUUAAAAUAACCAGCACCAACCUUACUUUGCCUUGGCUUUUUUUUUUUUUGUACAGGUUUUGAGUGGAAUUACAUUAACAAAGUUUUCUGGGAUCUUAGUGCUUUACUUUUCCAAGUCUCAAAUAUUUCAGGUGAGCAUUUCUUGUAUCUCGCGAAUAAAACUCUUGCAAUGUCUAUCGCGUGAAUGACAUAAUAAGCUCUUCCCUACAUGCUCAAUCCCUCAACUUCAACGAAGGUAAGCGUAAAGCACAACUAAAACAUCUUCAUUGUUAAGUUUUUGCGUGUGGCCUCGAUAUGAAAGUGAGGAUGCCCUGACGCUACUGAGGAAUGUAACGAUAAAACAUCCUCCUGCAGUAAAUGGCGGCUAAAAGUAAAACUACUAAGGAUUAGGAUGGGGAUACCUGUUGUAUCCGAGCAAGGGGCUGGUGAAGAAAAUGCUUGACAAUAAAUUUCAAUAGAUCAGCCAAUUAAAACGAACUUAAAAGCGAAAAAAUAAAAACAAAACAAAACCAAAAAAUACAGCAAAAAGUUCAAACGAAACAUCAUGUGAACUGACUGAACUUGUAACAACGAGAUUAGAGAUACAUUUAGAAUUUUGAAAGUCUUGAUAUUUUUUUUAAAGCUUUCUCUUACUAACAGAAGUAGAAACACAGAUUAACCCAUCAUUAAAGAGCCCCUUAUUAAAUAGUGUGAAAAAAAAUAUUAUUUAUCAAGCGUAUCACCGUUUUUUAUAACCUCCACUGGCAUGGAGGUAAAGCAGUUGGGUUUUUAUAAGCGUAGUUGAGAAGUAAAACACGUGACUACUGAAAAACAAAUCCAGUGGGUGCUCAAAGCAUAUUCGAAACUAGGACUUCAUGACGCGAUCUCGAUUUUCUCACUAAUCGACCUCGCACUCCUUCUCUACCUCAAAUGCUAAGUUUAUAACAACUUUUAAUGUUUUUCCACUCACGCAAGCAGUUUGUAAUACUUAGAACAUUUACCAUCCCAAGUAAGUAUUGGUGAAUUUUGAACAUUCUAAAUCGACCGAUAAUAUGACACUGAAAUCCCCACGAGAGUCAAUUAUUUAAUUUACAGCUGGUUUUUUAACUAGAAAAGGGUUAAUGAACAUGACUUCUUACCAUUAUUACUCAAAGUACAAGAGUGUUUGUUAUUUAAAGAAAGAUUACUCCACAGAUGUGUUAAUUAGGAAUAAAAGAUUUGUGAUCAAAGCUCUAAAAAUUAAAGGAACAAGAUUGUGUUGAACAAGAUUGAAACUCGUAUUCCCCAGGUCCCAAUAAGAUUUUUUACGUGUAUUCUCUAGAAUCGAUAAUCUUACAGCGUUUCACUGCCACGUUUUAAUUUUGUAGAGGAUUUUCCUCGAUUAGCUAGGUAAAAGUGUGUAUGAGUUGUGUUGACCUAACAUGUUUGCAACAUCUGUAUUUCUUCUCUCUGCCUUUUUUAAAAAAGCUACUUUAGAUUUUUUUUUUGUUGGUGUCCAUACGUAUACAUUGCCAAUAUCCAUACGUUCCCUUGCGUUCAUCUUCGUGACACUAUUUGACGUGUAAUUCUCAAUAUUGAUCAGUGCAUAGCCUCGAUGUUACUGCGAGAUGUCUCAGUCGUGAAUGGUGCAUUUUAAUGUUGAAUUGAAUUAAAUCAGUUCUCCUUUUUAUUUACUUAUUUUUUCAGGUUUUCUACUUCCGUAUGUAUGUUGGCAUUGUAAUACUGGGUGCUCUUCACGGGCUGUUACUCCUUCCUGUUUUGUUAAGUUACGUUGGCCCAGCUCCCCGAAAAGUUCCUCCCACAACGACUUCGUCCGAUCACACUUCGGCCGUUUCCGAGCGCACGCCCCUAAUCAAGGCGUAACUAAGCGUCAAUGUAAAAUAAAUUCUAACCUUAACUUUAACCUUUUUCCGCCUAGGUAUUCUACUUUCGCAUGUAUCUCGGCGUUGUUUUGAUCGGCGCGCUGCAUGGUCUCGUGUUUCUUCCUGUACUUCUGAGUUACGUGGGUCCGAUGACUUUAAAGGCAGUGACGGUGCUGGAAUGCGAGUCAUCGUUAAGGCCUCAUUUCUUAGAGGGCACAACGGAUGAUGAAAGGAGACCAUUGCUCCACUCCGAUCGCAGUGGAAUCCAGUGACCUUGGACUGUUUGAUAGAAAUUGUCAUUGCACAUGAUAUUUUGUCUUUUUAUGUUAUAUUUUAAACCUAUUGUAAUAACGCAAAAUUAAUUUAUGAAUAAGG
This is a messenger RNA of Pocillopora meandrina, 15015 nucleotides long. The record is from the annotation of a GenBank genome assembly. NCBI's taxonomy places the organism in Eukaryota, Metazoa, Cnidaria, Anthozoa, Scleractinia, Pocilloporidae.